AUGGCAAAACCAAGUUGUUUACUCUAUCUUUCUGCAACUUUUUGUCUUCUAAGUGUCGUCUCUGUUUCGUUGGCAGCACCAACAACAGAGUCCUCAGUGUAUAGCGCUUUCCUUCAGUGCUUCACAAGACUCACAAAUUCUUCAACUCAAGUCUCCAACAUAGUCAUUCCUCGAACCAAUCCUUCCUUUCCCACCGUUCUCCAAGAUUACAUUCGCAAUUCCCGGUUCAACACAACCUCGGCCCCAAAACCGUUAAUCAUUGUAACUCCUUUGCAAAAAUCCCAUGUCCAAGGUUCUGUCAUCUGCGCCAAAAGCAUAAGGGUUCAAAUCAAAAUCAGAAGCGGAGGCCAUGAUUACGAGGGUGUCUCCUAUGUCUCGGAUGAACCCUUUAUCAUCCUUGACAUGUUCAACCUGCGUAGUAUCUCUGUUGACAUCGAAAACGAGGUUGCUGUGGUUCAAGCUGGUGCCACUCUUGGAGAACUUUAUUAUAGGAUCUGGGAAAAGAGUAAAGUUCAUGGCUUUCCUGCAGGGGUGUGUCCCACUGUUGGUGUCGGUGGCCAUUUGAGUGGUGGGGGUUAUGGUAACAUGUUGAGAAAAUAUGGUUUAUCUGUUGAUUAUGUAAUUGAUGCUGAAAUUGUUGAUGUCAAUGGUAGGAUUCUUAAUAGGAAAUCUAUGGGUGAAGAUCUCUUUUGGGCUAUUAGAGGAGGUGGAGGAGCAAGUUUUGGUGUUAUAUUAUCAUACACUGUUAAAUUGGUUCCUGUUCCAGAAACUGUUACCUUUUUUAGAGUUGAGAAAGCUUUGGAACAGAAUGCCACUGAUCUUGUUGUCCAGUGGCAACAGGUUGCUCCAAAUACUGAUGAUAGGCUAUUCAUGAGGCUUCUUUUGCAGCCAGUGAGUUCCAAUGUUGUGAAGGGGAAGAAAACCGUGAGAGCCUCGGUUGUGGCUUUGUUUCUUGGAGGAGCUAAUGAACUUGUGUCGAUUCUGCAGAAGGAGUUUCCACUCCUUGGCCUGAAGAAGGAGAAUUGCACUGAGGUGAGUUGGAUUGAGUCUGUUAUUUGGUGGAAUGAUGAUGAGGCUUUCAAAAAUGGUGCCAAACCUGAGAUCCUCCUUGACAGGAAUCUCAACUCUGGAGGUUUUCUUAAGAGGAAAUCUGAUUAUGUGCAGAAACCUAUUUCCAAAGAUGGGUUGGAAUGGAUUUGGAAAAAGAUGAUUGCAUUGGGAAAAGUUGGGUUUGUUUUCAAUCCAUAUGGUGGAAAAAUGUCUCAGAUCCCAUCUGGUGCUACUCCAUUCCCUCACCGUGCUGGGAAUCUAUUCAAAAUGCAGUACUCUGUGAACUGGGAAGACCCAUCAGCUUCUGCAGCACAGAGUUUUAUAAAUCAGGCUAGAAGGCUUUACAGUUACAUGACCCCAUUUGUGUCCAAGAGUCCAAGAAGUGCCUUCUUAAAUUAUAGAGACCUUGAUAUUGGGGUCAAUGACUUUGGUGCAAAUAGUUAUCAAGAAGGGGUGGUUUAUGGGGCCAAGUACUUCAAUAACAAUUUCGAUAGGCUGGUGAAGAUUAAGACUGUUGUUGAUCCAGAUAACUUUUUCAGGAAUGAACAGAGUAUUCCAGUUCUUCCAGGCAAGGCAUAGAGCAUCAAAGACUGAAGUUUAUUGCUUAAUUGAC
Molecule: messenger RNA, 1663 nt
Organism: Gastrolobium bilobum
Lineage: Eukaryota; Viridiplantae; Streptophyta; Magnoliopsida; Fabales; Fabaceae
Product: berberine bridge enzyme-like 21
Exons: 1
Coding region: 1-1629 (542 amino acids)
Molecular function (GO): FAD binding; oxidoreductase activity
Source: RefSeq, a predicted model, not a curated record